UCGCAAUGAAGAAUAUCAGGCAUUAGUUGUUUUGGAAUUCUAUAGAUUGUGGUGUCUUUGUUAUCUCUCUAACGAUAGGAGAGUACAAGCUUCCUUUCAGUGAGAAAUGGGUUGCCGAAGCCGUCAAACGUGUGCGCUCAGACACGCGCGUACGCAUGCAUGCUGUUGCAUGUAAGGCCGGUCUGUAUGUCCGUCAGUGUGUUUGUGUAUGUGUAUUUGUAUGUUGUGUACGAUUCCUGUAAUCUCUACCGCUGGCAUUUUGUCAUAGUAUUUUUUGUACCUCACACAUUCGCAAAAUAACACGCGUCGAAUUUAGACAAAGUUCCGUUGAUGCAAAUACAUAAAAAAAAUUAAAAGCAGUCAAUUGUUGUUCUUUAAUUUGACCAUUACUUUUCUAUAGUCAUUUGUUAGUUGGUUGAUUGGUUGCUUUGGUCUGUUGUUAGUUAAUCAGUCAGUCAGUUAGCUGGUGGCCUUUAAGCGCAUUAUAGUUUUAUUGAUUAUUGAUAUGAAUGUAAAACAUUACAAAUGCUGUGACUGAUCAUCUAAAUGAGAAAUAAUACAAAAUAUGCAAAAGGAAAUAAAAAAAGAGAAAACAAGCCGUAACAAUAAAUAAAAGAAAGUUAAAAAAUAGUUAAUCCAAGAAGAUUGCUUACUAAGCAGCAUAAAAUAGAAGAUCAACAACGUUCAUGUGUUAUUAUUAUGACGCGUAUACUUAUGAUGCUUGAGGUGAGAAGCCUAUAAUGUGUAAACACAUUAUUAAUGCGUUUCAAAAAACAAUUGUAGAACAAUGUGUGUUAAAAAAUAAUGAACAAAAUUCUAAAUGUGGGCAAGACCCAUUAGGAACUAUAAAUUAAAUAAAUGCUAUUAAAAGUAAACGAGUAGGCCGUCUGUGGAAUCUAAACGAAAAACAAUACCUCUCAACAAAUGUUGUGAUUACCUCCAUACUUGCCUUGCUGCUUUAAGUUUCUGCUAUUUAAACUGUAUUAUUCCUAAUGUAAUGAACAUAUGCAUUCCCUCACAGACGCAACUUGAAAAUAUGACCAACUUAGAGAGUAAUUUACAACACCAUCAAGAGCAACUGCAGCGUCUACAACAAGAUAAUUAUUUGCAAGAAUUACAACAUCAACUUAAUACUCAAUUAUGCGCCGUGGCACAACAGCAGCAGCGACAGCAGAAUUUCUCAGCACAGCCGAAUUUGCCUCAAGCUUCUUCCGCCGCAUUAGUACCAUUUCUACCCGCAUUUCUACGCCCACCUCCUCCCCCACCACAACAAUUAGCAGCAGCUGCUGUCGCGGCCGUUGCUGGUGGCUUACCAGCUGCUCUACAUUCACAUGCUUUACACUCGCCCUCUCAUCAUAAACUGACAAUACAACCAAUGUGGUCAACAGCAGCCGUCGCAGCCGCUCAUAUUCAAGCUGCCUUCGCAGCCGCAGUAGCCGUUAGCAACAACAACAGUACCGUCGAAAGUCACAACGCGGUGGUAACCAAUCGAAGUGCAUCAGCUCCAAUAAUCUCUGGCGAAUCGACUGGGUACAAUAAUAACAUAUCAAAUAAUUUCAGUAUCAACAAUAAGAAUUUUUCGGUCCAGAGUGUUCGUUCGGAAAUACCAUUUCCUGAUACGAGGACAGUAACACCACCACAGACACCUUUGUACAACCUGAAUACCACUAGUGCCGUUGCAAACUCUACGCCACCAGAUUCCCCAACACCUCUGCGCACACAAUCAAAACUUGAAGAUGAAUCAGAUACAAGAACAAUAGCAAAUGUUUCCCGCAGCGAUAGUUCAAACAGUUUAGUGCUUAUACCUGAACUUCAACAGCAUCCAAUACAGCCGUCGGAAGAAAUGGAGCUUCAUGAAGAAAGUGAAUUCGAUGCUCCUCUCAAUUUGUCUAAGCCAAAGUGUUCACCACCAUUAUCGCCGUAUCUCGAACAACAAUCACCAAACAGUUGUGGUGGUGGUUCACUCUCAAAUCAAUUUGAGCAGCAUACACCCAGACUCGUGACAAGAUCACCAUUGCAAUGGCACUCGUCGUCAAAUAGCAAUGUUUCAGAAGCUAACUUUUUAGUGUGCCGUAUGUGGAAUUCAACUAAUACCGCUAUUGUAGGAGUUAAUGAUGCGCUAGCUCACUCCAAUGGUUUGGAAAAAGUAUCUUUAACGCGAACAAAUCGUAGCAGCAGAGAUUCUGCGAGCAGUUCUGCUGGGGCUGGUUCUUUAGCGCCGGAACACAUGGUUACAACGCCGCAGCACGGUAAAAUUCACCAAAACCAACAACAACAACAAUCGCGACAGCAAUCAUUGGUUGACAUCGAAGAAUCUCAUUCCACUCUCCAAGAGAGAAUUAAUAAUGCUCGAAACCUUAGCCAUAGCCAUAUACACGGGCACGGGCAAAGUCAUGGUCAUAGUCACGGGAACGGCAAACCCCACAUCAAACGACCUAUGAAUGCAUUCAUGGUCUGGGCAAAAGACGAGCGUCGCAAAAUAUUAAAAGCUUGUCCCGAUAUGCACAACUCAAACAUUUCAAAAAUUUUGGGAGCACGUUGGAAGGCAAUGUCCAACGCCGACAAACAACCCUACUAUGAAGAACAAUCACGGUUAUCUAAAUUACAUAUGGAGCAACAUCCGGAUUACCGCUACAGACCACGGCCGAAACGCACUUGUAUAGUUGAUGGUAAAAAAAUGCGUAUUUCGGAAUACAAAAUUUUAAUGCGUAAUAGACGCGCUGAAAUGAGGCAAUUGUGGUGUCGAGGAUCUGGAUCUGGUGGCAGCAAUGCAUCACAUGACGAUUUAGUUACUGCAGCCGGUGUUAGUAGUUCUCAUCCGGUCUUACUAAGUAGUCCACCAGCUGAUCCUAGUGAUAACGUUCAAGCUGUAGUUGCAGCAGCUUAUCAGUUGCAAGAUAUGGGCCAUGCUGUAGCAGCAGUCGCUGCCGUUGCCGCAGCCGCUAACGUCACUAACUUGGACGAAUGUAGUACGAACAUCCUGGAAAGUGGUAGUACACCACCAAAUAGUAGCAGUAGUGUUGGCGGCUGCACCAAAUAUUACUAUCCCUCAGAAAGCGGUUCACCAUCAGGUUUCUCUUCUGAAGGUAACGUAACGUGCUAUGAAUAGCGAGAUGAAGAGUAAGUCAACUGCCAACUCCAUAUCAUAUUGUAUCAGUAUAAAAUUUAUUUUUUCGGACUGAGGACUAACCUUUUACAAUGAUAAGAACGUAAGUGGUAAACACCUGCAGCAGCCUUACUUACGUAUCAUUACUAUAAAUUAUUUAAUUCAAUGAUCAGAUUUUCGAUUCCCCCACUGUUUAAGAUCAAAAGACCGGAGGAAGUUAUGAUUACAUCAGAUUUGCCCCAUGGAGCAAAUGUUCUUAAUCGUUAUUUACUUUUUUUAAAAAAUAUAAAAAUAUAAUAUAAAUAAUAGUCUAUUUAAAGACUGAAUCUGAGAAAAUUCGCAUAAACAUAAGGUGUAUUUGAAACAACCUUCUUAGUAAAAAUGUAAGUGUUAGGUUUUGCUAUAGGCAAUUAGCCUUAUGAAUAUUGUAUAUCAAAAUGACUUUAAUAUAUCGUUAAAUUUCCGGCCAGGUUUACUUCUGAAUUUUAGUGGGUUUAACGUCUUGCUGAACACAUCAUUUAUGAGUUUCUGAGGCUCUGUAAAUACGUUCUGUACCAGAAUAUAAAACACAUUAUUUACUGUUCUUCAUAUGUUACGGUUGCUGUGGCUCAAACAGCAGGAAUUCUCUUAUCUAAACGACACAGCGACAAUAGAGAAUAUAAAAGUGUUUCAAUAAUAUUAAAAAGAAACAAACAAUAUACUAAAUUCGCCUAACCACCAUCCUAACAAAGUUCCCUUAUUAAUUACAAACAUGUGAAAAGCCGAUCGAAAUUAUUCAUCGGACCUUUAAACAGACUGUUAAAUCAAUAUCUAUUGCUAAUUAUAAAUAAUUGAUUUUAACUGUUUUAAGCGUGUUCUUUGGAGGAAUUCACAUGUAACUAUCAAGUAAAAUCGUAUGCUCAAAUAUGCACUUCUUUAUAUGAAAUUUUGAAAAUCGCAAGAACUAACAACGGGCGAAGAGGCAGACAUGGCUCGGAAAUCGUGGUCUCUAAUGUAAAUUUCUGUGUUAUAACUGAAAUCAUAAAUUCAAUAUAUGUCCAUCCUUUGAAUAUAAAAAACGUAAAUUUUGAACUCAAACACUUGGAAAAGUAUUCAAUAUGAAAACGUUCACGCAUAGUAAACAAAUGUUGACCUGUAUAAAUAAUAUAUUAUUCAAAUUAUCAGCAAAUAAAUUAAAUUUAAGAAACUUAGCUUAAAAAGUUCAUAGGGUGCCAUGUUACCUAGAAUGUAAGUGAUAAGAAAAGGAAAAUAAACAAAGAAUAAAUCUACAAAAACACUGAUGACGAGCAGAUCAUGUUCAAUCGCGAAAAAGACAAGUGUGGUAGACUCCAGUAAAAAUAGUCACCAAUAUCCUUAAAUAUGAUAAGUACAUUUUAAGUAUCUAAAUGAAACUUUAACAAUAAUUUGCCUUAAAUUUCGUCAAGAUCAGGGGAAAUCUUAUUGUUUCGAAUUGUCUACUCACACAAUUAGUCUUCAAACGAUUUCGCUUGAUUUAAUAAAUCAUUAAUAGCAUAUUCUCUUAACUUAGUUUUAACAAAUAGAUUUAAGCAAUGAUAGCACUACAAAUAGUAAAAUUCCGUCCGUACGACGUUGUAUAACUAACACAAACUUUAACACAUCAAAUAAUGUGAAAUCAAACGAUCUCCAAAAUACUUACAUUUGUUAACAUUUGGAAACGUUCGCCACCUUAACGGUGAACAAAGACUAAAUGUGUAGACAGACUGCUCGUUAUCGUUCAAAUCGUGAAAAUUUUUAUAAACACG
Molecule: messenger RNA, 4869 nt
Organism: Glossina fuscipes
Lineage: Eukaryota; Metazoa; Arthropoda; Insecta; Diptera; Glossinidae
Gene: Sox102F
Product: transcription factor Sox-5
Exons: 2
Coding region: 998-3109 (703 amino acids)
Biological process (GO): regulation of transcription by RNA polymerase II; cell fate commitment
Cellular component (GO): nucleus
Molecular function (GO): RNA polymerase II cis-regulatory region sequence-specific DNA binding; DNA-binding transcription factor activity, RNA polymerase II-specific
Source: RefSeq, a predicted model, not a curated record